AUGGUGUCCGCCAACCUCACCCUUCCCGCCACCAUGCGGGCUCUCUUGCUCACAGGUCUAUACAACGUCACUGUCCAAGACGUUGCAGUCCCAAAACUCGUCUCUCCAACUGAUGCAAUCGUCAAGUUGACCACCGCUGGUAUAUGCGGGUCGGACCUCUAUGCCUAUCGAGGGUUCUCCCCGGACCAGGACCCUUAUGUUCUUGGACACGAGGGCAUCGGCUAUGUUGUGCAAACCGGCAGCGGCGUCUCUACCGUGUCUGUCGGAGACUAUGUUGUCAUCCCUGAUAACUUUCACCACGGACAGUUGGAAAUGCAGCCUACUUUCCCGGUUUCUUAUGGAGGCGGAGUGCAAUCUCCCGAUGUAUCAGGACUCCAAGCUGAGUAUGCUAUUGUCAAGGCUGCCGAUGCUAAUCUAUUCCGCCUUCCCAUCCAUCGAAAUGAGACGACUGAGGCUCUGGAGCAGAGUUAUCUUAUGACAGGAGACAUCUUUUCCACUGGAUGGACGGCAAUCACCUGGUCUGGCUUCGAGCCUGGUGACUCCGUUGCCGUCUUUGGUGCAGGCCCAGUGGGUCUGAUGGCAACAUAUAGUGCUCUACUCCGUGGCGCUUCUCGCGUCUACACCAUCGACACGUCCAAGAACGUCUUGACGUCGCCAAUCACCCAGAUCCAGAAGCUUGAACCUUCUGGCGUGAAGCGAGCUGUGGACUGUGUUGGCCUAGAAGCACUCAACAGUAGUCUCGCGUUUGAACCCUCCAUCAUUGUUCGGCAGAUGGUGAACGUGACCGGCUUUGAAGGAGGACUGGGCCAGGUUGGCGUGCAUGCGUAUACACCUGGUACUCAAGCCGCUCUAGACCAUCCACAGCUCAGCGCUGACAUUACUUUUCCGGCCACGAGUUUCUGGACAAAGUCGCUUCGGCUGCAGGCGGGUAUUGUGCAGCCAUAUCGGAUCGCGCCGCAGCUCAUCAGUCUGAUCUCAAGCGGCGUUGCGAAUACCAGUUUCAUAACCACUGCGGUGAUUAACAUUGAGGAUGCGCCAGAAUACUACGAGCGGUUCAACCGUACGGAAGAGGUUAAGGUCCUGAUCUCGUUUUCUCGAUGA
This is a messenger RNA of Fusarium proliferatum ET1, 1101 nucleotides long. RefSeq lists its product as uncharacterized. Bases 1 to 1101 code for a protein of 366 amino acids. The transcript is spliced from 3 exons. Lineage: Eukaryota; Fungi; Ascomycota; Sordariomycetes; Hypocreales; Nectriaceae. The record is from RefSeq and is a predicted model, not a curated record. Gene Ontology annotation, molecular function: oxidoreductase activity; zinc ion binding.